Messenger RNA from Sapajus apella (tufted capuchin), 3796 nucleotides. RefSeq names its product nuclear pore complex-interacting protein family member B3-like. The record is from RefSeq and is a predicted model, not a curated record. Bases 2107 to 2637 code for a protein of 176 amino acids. The transcript is spliced from 5 exons. Gene Ontology annotation, cellular component: nucleoplasm. Lineage: Eukaryota; Metazoa; Chordata; Mammalia; Primates; Cebidae.
UUGCCAGGCUGGUCUCAAACUCCCAAUCUCAAGUGAUCCAUCUGCCUCAGCGUCUCAAGGUGCUGGGGUUACAAGCAUGAACCACCAUGUCCAGGGAGGGGAUGUUUUUUAAUGUACCACUUCUGAUUUUAAUUUGUAUUACCUGGGAGUUAAAAUCUGAAAAAUCGGAUUCUACAAAGAACUUGAAAGAUGUUCUUUCAGGCUGGGCGUGGUGGCUUUUUUAGAUGGCCCCUUCUGCAAGAAAGGCUCUUGACCACUGGCUCUGUGCUCAAGCCUUGGAUAGGGAGAUGGCAGAGAGGAAGGCUGCCUACAAGCAGCACAGAUUCAGGACCUCAUUUGGUUCCCAUGAGGAACAGCAGCUGCAUCCCAACUGAAAACGCAGAGAAGACAAAGGUAAAUGCUGGGGUCAUUUUCACUCUGCCUGUAUCAGGACACUGUAGUCUUUUCCUCCAUCGCCCUCUCCUGGCCUGGCUUCUGCUCCGUGGGUUCUGUGAUACCUUUUCUGUCUGGACUUUUUCAGAAGGAAAAUCUUCCCCAUAAGCUUUCGGCUUCUCCAUUCCCAGCUAGUUAUCUUGAGUGGCACCUCCAGAAGCCAUAAGUGCUUAGGGACUGAGGGCUGAAGGGCUUUUACUGUUCUGUUUCCAGAAAUAACACGAGGAAUGCUGCUGACCUCCACUGCUCUAGGUCUCAUGGCCCAGUGAACUCUGACUGAUUUCUUUUACUCAAGAUGUUGUGGGGUCUAUUUCUCAAAUAUAUACGAUUUUUAAAUAUUUUGCUGUGAUUUUGUUUGUUUUCUUCUGUAAAGUAGGUGAUUAACAUUUGAAAUAUCUGCUGUAUUCCCAGAAGUGAUGAAAGUGAAAACUCAUUAAUCCAACAUUAAUAUGUGCUUUGUGCAAUUCUGAAUGAUCUUCGACAAGGACAAUUCCAUAGUUCAUCACAGUCCCAUUCCUGUUGGGAACUGUGUUGUGCAAAAACGCCUUCACCCCCCUUUGGUGGUGCCCCUGAUCUAAUACUCUAAGUGUCAGAGUUUCCAUAUUUGUAACAGAAAAUAUGCCUCGACUGUGAGUUAGUGAAAGUGAAUGUAACCUAUUACCCACAGCGACAAUUCCCAUCGAAGGCCUUAAAUGAUGCUCAGCUAUGCUGGUUCUCGUGUGUCCUCUGUACCUUCAACAGCUGUCAAGUCCUAUGAUGACACAUGAUGGGAACUGUACACUUGAAAUCAAACACAUUUCUAAAACUUGCUUUUUUUCAGAAUUCCCACCUCAUUUUUCCAUAGACAAAAGUAUUCUUUGUGUCAUAAUGCACUUAAAAUUUGUAUUACCUGGGAGUUAAAAGAAAUGUUCUAGCCAUGCCUAACUGACUUCUGUAUGUUGAUUGUUCUGUCAGAAAACCCUCUCCCAGUUCUCCUGCAUGUCUUCAGGAGUCCAGAUUUCCCCAGAGCCAUUUGUGCUCACAGGUGGCACUCACAGAGUGAAGAAGACCAUUUGUCAAGAAGGGAAGAAGAGGGGAAAUGAGAGGGUUCUGCAAGGAGAGCUGAAAUCAACUUCCACUCUGCCUCCUGCAAGCUGUGUGACCCUGGGCACAUGCUCUCCUUCCUCAGGGAGCUUCUGUUUUCUUAGCAGGGUGGUCACACUGACUUGUAGAGUUCUGACAAUCAGAGACAGAACAUAAAAGGCCUGGUGAACGUCCUCCAAAAAGAAGCUACAACACAUGUGUGGACAAUGGGCUUUUCAUGCCUCUCUUACUCACUGUUUAUCUGAUGCAAGGAGCAUGCUCUGGUGAUGGGGGUGAGGGAGGAAUGAGGAUAGAUAUAGAAACUCCUAUGUCUGAAACAUGCUUCUUCCUUACUGUGUUAUGACUCUGUCUUCCCUGGGGCAGGCCCCCAGCCUGCCUACAUUUGCAGACAGACAGUGGCAUGUGGAGAAAACACUUUGUCCCAAUGAGUUUUCUUCACUCCCCAGUUGUCGGUGGUACUUAGUGGAAGGGUGACUUCUUGACACUAAUGCUGCUAUUUUGAAACCUGGAGGAUGGAAAGGUGCAAAAAACUAUCAGCAGCAACAUAAGGUGCAGACUGUGUUGUUGGUGGUGGUUCUGUCCGUCAAAUUAAUGUUUCAAAACAUUUCCUCCUUCUGCCUGCAGGUUAACAUGGCUGCAGCACAGCAUCAUCGUUGCUCAGGAUUGCCCUACUCACCCUACCUCAUGGAUGACCCUUCAAGAACCACUGAUGAGUUGCCGGCCACCUCCUCCAUCUGGGUGUCACCUGAGAGCUCAAACAUUCCCAUCAAUGAUAAUCUUUUCAGACCACAGACACCACCACUCAGGGGUCUUCUGUAUCCCCUGGGACCUCAACUACCUAUUUCAAUAGAGUGUCUUCUGGUAUCUCUUCACCUUCUUGAUGAUUUUCCAAGACCACAGACACCUCUACCUGAGUGUACUCUAGUACCUCUACCACCAUCUUCAGCUGAAGAUUUUCUAAGACCCAACACACCUCAACCUGAGUGUCCUCUGUUAUCUCUACCGCCAUCUCCAGCGGAAGGUGUUCCAGGAUCUCACACACCUCCACUUGAGUGUUCUCUGAUAUUUCUACCACCAUCUCAAGCUGAUUUUCUGAGACCACACACCUCCACCCGAGUGUAAUCUGUUACCUGUAGCACCUUCUUCAGCUAAUGAUUUUCUGAGACCACAGGCAACUCCACCACUUGAGUGUUUUCUGGGACCUCAACCUCCUAUUUCACUCACGUAUCCUCUAGGACUUCAACCAUCUACUUUACUUGAGUGUCCUGUGCCACCUCAACCAUCUCCAAGUGAAGAUUCUCUGGGACCACAGUCACCUCCUCCAGUUAAGUGCUUUCUGGUAUCUCCAUCUUCUCCAGCUGGUGAUCUUCUGAAACCACAGACACCUCCAGCAAUUGAGUGUCCUCUGGGACCUCCUUCAUGUCUUCCGGCUGUUUGUUUUGUGGGACCUCCAUCACCUCCUCCAGCUGCAUCGCCUAUGGGACUUCAUCCACCUCAUCCAGCUGUCUGUCCUUAGGUACCUCAACCACCUCAUCCUGCUAUCUGUCCUGGGGGACCCCAUACACCUCAUUCAGGUGUCUGUCCUGUGGAACCCCAUCCACCUCAUUCAGGUGUCCUGGGGGACUUCAACCACCUCAUCCAGCUGUCUGUCCUGGGGGACCUCAUCUACCUUAUCCAGGUUUCUGUCCUGUGGGACUGCAUCAACCACAUUCAUCUGUCUGUCCUGGGGGACCCCAUUCACCUCAUAUACCUGUCUGUCCUGGGGACCUUAUUCACCUCAUCCAUGUGUCUGUCCUGGGGGACCUUAUCCACCUCAUCCAGGUGUCUGUCCUGGGGCACCUCCUCUUCUUCCUCCAGCAGUGUGGCCUCUGGGACCUCAGCCUAAUUCUCUACUUAGUGGCCACUGGAACCUUGGCCACCUUCUCUACCUUGGUGGCCUCUGGCCCCUUAGCUACCACCUUCACAUGAGUGGCCUCUGGAACCUCAGCCACCUUCUCUACCUUGGUGGCCUCCCUUAGCUAUCACUUUAAAAUGAGUCUUCUCUAGUACCUAAAUAAUCUACUCAUGACCUCUCAGCCCUCAGCCACCUCCUUCACCUAGGUCUUCUCUAGUACUUCAGCGAACUCCUUCGCUUGGCUGACCUGCUGUCUCAACCAACACUCAAUCUUCACCUGAGUGUCCUCUUGGACUUCAGCCCCCUCCUCUAGUCAUGUGGCCUCUGAGACCUUGACCAAGACCUCUAAAUGCACCACUUGAUGUGUUGAUUUGAACAGUAUAAUUU